AUAUUUAUGGUUCAAAAUAAAUCAGCCAGCUCGUGUUAUAUGCAAAAUAUACACAGCAGGUUCAAAUGAUGUAGAAUACAUCAGAUUUUGAGCAGUUACUUGUGAGACUGAGAUUAAUAAAAUACUUCAUGCUAGCUGUUUUCAGAUAAUUACACCAAACAUGGACAUCUAUAUGUUUUGUGACAUAAUAAUGUAGCAUUUUCCUUACCCAAGAUAGUCUAUCACAGUGAAAUUCUGUAAACUUGUUUUGAAAGGUAUUUUGUAAUCUGGCUGACACUUAAGUUCCACUGUGGCUGCUUUGUGAGUCUGAAGUUAGAAUUACAAUCUAUGGAGAAGAAAUAAAAACUUUGGGGUUUGCCGACGCACUGUAAUUCUGUCAGAGACAGCAAAGGACCUGGACAAGCAAAUGAACUGAAUGGGCAGUGUCUUGAAAGGAGGAUAUAACUUGAACAUCAACAAAAGCAAAACAAGGGUAAUGGAAUGCAGUCAAAUUAAAUCAGGUGAAGCUGAGGGAAUUAGAUAUGGAAAUGAUUAGUAUAUAAAUUUUGCUAUUUGGGGAGCAAAAUAACUGACGAUGGUCGAAGUAGAGAGGAUGUAAAAUGGAGACUGGCAAUGGCAAGGAAAGUGUUUCAGAAGAAGAGAAAUUUGUUGGGUAGAUCACAUAACUAAUAGGAAGACACUGAAUAGAAUUGGUGAGAAGAGAAAUUUGUGGCACAACUUGACUAGAAGAAGGGAUUGGUUGGUAGGACAUGUUCUGAGGCAUUAAGGGACCACCAAUUUAGCAUUGGAGGCAGUGUGGAGGGUAAAAAUCGUAGAGAGAGACCAAGAGAUGAAAAGGCCUACACUUAACAGAUUCAGAAGAAUGUAGGUUGCAGUAGGUACUGGGAGCCGAAGAAUCUCGCACAGGAUAGAGCAGCAUGGAGAGCUGCAUCAAACCAGUCUGGACUGAAGACCACAACUAGUACUACAACAACACCAAGUAACACCACACAACAAUUGUAUGUAAAUCAGCAACAUUUAAUUGCCAAGAAAUACCUUAUAAAGGAGCAAUACGUCACUCAGACCCCAGUAUGAGAGGUACAUCUGUUGUGAAGAUGUGAGGAGACAAGCAGGUUAAAAGCUUGUGCCCAGUCACUCACUGACCAAUCUGGUGAGAUAGCGGAAGUUUUUAAUUUGAAAAAUCAUUCAUGCGGGAGAAAUCACACAGACAUGCAUUCAUUUGACAAAGAUGACGUAUAGAAACGGGCAUCUCUGGCACUGAGAAAGGACUGAAACAGCGGAAAACAAGUAGGUUGUCACAUAUUGAUGGAAUACCCUUUCAGUUUUACAGAGAAUACUCUACAGCAUUGGCCUCUUAGCUUGUGUUUAUCAUGAAUUUCUCACCCAGCAUAAAAUUCCAUAUGAUUGGAAAAAAAGUGCAGGUGACUCCUGUACAUAAGAAGAGAAAAAGAACAGACUUGCAAAAUUACACGCCUGUAUCCUCAAUACUAGUCAGCUGCAGAAUUCUUUAAUGUAUUCUAAGUUCAAACAUAAUAUGUUUCUUUGAGGCAGAAAAGCUGCUGUCCACAAAUCAGCAUGGAUUUAGAAAGCAUCACUGAGGCAAUACUCAGCUUCCCCUUUUCUAGCAAUAUAUCCUGCAAACAAUGGAUGUAAGACAACAGGUAUAUUCCAUAUUCCUAGAUAGCAUUCAACAUGAUAAACCCACAGCACACUGCAAAUAAAAAUCCAAGUGUACAGAAUAGGUUCCCUGAUAUGUGAAUGGUUUGAAUACUUCUUAAGUAAUAGAAACCAGUACGUUGGCAUCAAUCACAAAUACAAUAGCAUUAUCAGGACUACCGGUACUCCAGGAAGAGUGAUACGACUGGUCUUGUGUUCUAUCCGUAUAAAUGAUAUGAUGGACAGGAUCCUUAAUUGUAGUUGAAUGACUUCCAACUUGUAUUAGUCAUUUGUAGGUUGUUGUAAUGCUACAAUUUAUUUACAAGUUGCCUGUUGGCUUCUGCCUCUGGUUCUUCAGAUGAUGUUUAUUUGACGAUUUUUCUGACUUUAGUGGCUGACAAAACUUCAGAAAAAUCAAAUGUUGGCCAAAGAACAGAGGCAGAAGCCAACAAGCAACCUGUCAAUAAAUGGCUACGAAAGCCUUCACUGCAGUUUGUAUGUCAUAUUGUAUUACACUGGGCAGUCAUUAACUACGUUGAUAAGUAUUAUGUAUGCCUGUUACUGGCAAUGGUUCAGAUGAUCACCUGCAAGGGGGUUGAGCAGACUACUUGCAACUGUGUUACACUUGGGUGUCUUCUUUUGUUAAUAUGUGAAUUAGGCCCUUAAUAUUUUUUCAAAGCAUUGAUUACACAACAGUGAUGUGCUCAACAGUUACUUAUUAUGAAAACUAUAAGCACAAAAAGAAAAAUUUAAAACUGGCCUAAUGUACUCAACUUUACCAUACAGAAUUACCAUAAAUCAGUCAAAAAUUCAUUUUAAGACGAUUAAAAAUUUUGAGACUUUAUAUGAAGACCUGCUGCUCCGUAUUACAGUAAACACUACGUACAUAACAUUAAAUGGGGCCAUAUAAAAACCAAAACCAAACAGAUGGAUUGUCAACAACUAUGGCAACAACAACUACUUGAAGUGGCGGCAUACUUCGGCGAAACAACAACGAUGCAAUGCACAGACUCAUUAACAAGCUGCCAUCAGUGCUGCUCAGAUGUCCAUUCAGAACUCGUGGCGCAUGUGCUUUGACGGCUGUAUUAAUCCAAAAUUCCAAAGUAUCGCUUGCACGUGUUGGUCGCUGUAGCAUCAGUUUAGAAUAUCUCUGACGUUGAUGUGCGUGGAUGGAUCAGCUGUGGUGAAAAACACUGUGCCAACAACACGACUUCAGUGAGAAAAUGGAGAUACAGGUGACACCGGUCGAGGACGACAGCGGAUGCGCGGCGUCAGAGCUGAAGGAAGGAGAAGAUGGCUGCUCCGAGGCGUGGCGCUGGUGGCGCUCCCUGGGCAGCCCGCGCUUCGUGCUGGCGCCAAUGGUGGACGCCAGCGAGCUGGCGUGGCGCCUGCUGAGCCGCGAACUGGGCGCACAGCUCUGCUACUCGCCCAUGCUGCACGCCGCCGUCUUCGCGCGCGAUCCCAAAUACCGCCGCGACGCGCUCGCCUCCUGCCCCGAGGACCGGCCGCUCAUCGUACAGCUGUGCGGCAACUGCCCCGAGACGCUGGUGUCGGCGGCGCUGCUGGCGCAGGACCACUGCGACGCCAUCGACGUCAACCUGGGCUGCCCGCAGGCCAUCGCGCGCCGCGGCCGCUACGGCGCUUUCCUCCAGGACGACUGGCCGCUGCUCGCCGACAUCGUGAGCUCGCUGCGGCGCGCGCUGCGCGUGCCGGUGACGUGCAAGAUCCGCGUGUUCGCCGAGGUGGAGCGCACGGUGGCGUACGCGCGCAUGCUGGAGUCCGCGGGCUGCCAGCUGCUGGCCGUGCACGGGCGCACGCGCGAGCAGCGCGGCCCGCUCACCGGCCUGGCCUCGUGGCCGCACAUCGCCGCCGUGGCGCGCGCCGUGCGCCUGCCCGUCGUCGCCAACGGCAACGUGCGCUGCCUGGCGGACGCGCGCCGCUGCCUGCGCGAGACGGCCGCCGCCGCCGUCAUGAGCGCCGAGGGCCAGCUGCGCAACCCGGCGCUGUUCGCGGGCCGCUCGCCGCCGGCCUGGGAGCCCGCGCUGCGCUACCUGCAGCUCGCCGCGCGGCACCCCUGCCCGCCCUCCGUCGUGCGAGGGCACCUCUUCAAGCUCUUCCAGCACUGCCUCUGCCUUGAGGAACACAAAGACAUUCGUAGUCGAAUAGCAACAGCUGGUUCAUUGGAGGAGAUGGGUGAUGCUGUGCAGGAACUGCGUGAUCGUUUGCUGCCUCUGCAUGAGGGACUCUCCCCAAGACCGUGGGAGCCACCACCGGAAACAGGAUAUGAUUUGGUGCUGCCUCCAUGGAUCUGUCAGCCAUAUGUGCGUGAUCCCCCAGAGGUGCACCUUCAAAAAGUGGCACAAAAUCAGACAGCUGGAGCCACUUCAGAGUCUGUGGAGGUGGAUACGACUGUUGGUGGUGAUGCAGAGAAAGAGAAUCAUGAUGGUGUGUCUCAGAAAAGGCAAAGGGAGAGCAGUGUAGAAUCCACUUGCAGCAAAUCUCAAUCAAAAAGGUUAUUGAAGAAGAUGAGGAAACUACAGAGGAACCCAAACAAAGUGUUCAAUGGAAGAAAGGGAGUAGAGAAGUGUGCAGAAUGUCCCAAUCCAAUGGGCACUAAAUGCGAGCACCAGUUAUGCAAAGCAUGCUGCCGAACACUGUGUUAUACACAAGAUAAGGAUUGUCCUGGACACCGCAUUCUUAUUAAGACGAGGCGAGAAAGGGCACGGCACUUUGCUGCUUUGCAACACGAGCCCCAGGAGGACAGUUGUCAGCCGGGUGAAGAUCUCGAUGGGGAGGUGGAUAUGGACAAGGAAGACAAACAAGAUAUAGAAGGAUGCCUUUUAACUGCAGAAAAUGAGUCAUAACAUGGACUACUGGUGUUUCAUAACACUGUAUCUAUUGUAAAUAAAAUUUGUUACAUUGUU
Molecule: messenger RNA, 4580 nt
Organism: Schistocerca gregaria
Lineage: Eukaryota; Metazoa; Arthropoda; Insecta; Orthoptera; Acrididae
Gene: Dus1
Product: tRNA-dihydrouridine(16/17) synthase [NAD(P)(+)]-like
Exons: 8
Coding region: 2880-4520 (546 amino acids)
Biological process (GO): tRNA processing
Molecular function (GO): tRNA dihydrouridine synthase activity; flavin adenine dinucleotide binding
Source: RefSeq, a predicted model, not a curated record